ACUAGAAUCUUCUGUUGCACGAUCGGAAGGACCUAAUUGAUCGAGUCAAACGAAUCCGACAGCCUGGAUCACCCCUCGCGCGUGUCUUAGCCCACCCGCACGAGAAAGCCAAGCAAGAGCUUCCUUCCACUUCCCAAAUCCCAACCUCCUCGCCGUUCACACCCUCCCCGUCUCCUCGAUCAUGGGUGGCCUCAAGCUCCGGCGGCUCGCGUCCAGCUUGCUCUCCCCGGCCCUCGCCUCCCCUGGCUCAGCGGCCGACGCGCACCACGCGGUGGCGCGCGCGACGGCGCACCACCCUUCCACGGCCCCGCCGUCCGCUCACCACAUGGACGCGCUCCUCGCCUUCGGCCGGGGCUCCCGCCUCUUGGCCGCGGCGCUCGCGGCGGCCUUCGUCGACCGCCUCCGCGCCGCGGCGUCGGGGCAGGGCGACGCCGCCGUGGCGCUCAAGUGCCUCGUCGCGCUGCGGGUCCUCCUCGCGCGGGGCGCGUUCAUCCUCCGCGACCAGCUCCUCGCGGCCCUGGCCCGGCACCCGGCGUCCGGGCGCAACCCGCUCGCGCUCGCGGCGUUCCCGCUCGGCCGCUCCUCCUUCGCCGCCGCGUCGUGGGUCCGCUUCUCCGCGCGCCUCCUCGAGCUCAUCCUCCUCCUCCCCGACGCCUCCGCCGACGCCGAGUACCUCGUCGCGCUCCCCAACCCGCACCUCGUCGCCGAGCUCGCCGCCUUCGUGGCCGUCGCUGACUCCGUCCGCCACGCCCCGCCGCCCCCGUCGUCCGGACCACAGCCCAACGCGCUCGUCUGGGAGGCCGUCAGGCUCGCCGAGGAGGACCGCGUGGCGGCGGAGCGGAACAUCGCCGCGCGGGUGCAGGAGAUGGGGGAGCGGCUCGACACGCUGUCCCUGGCCGACGCGGUGGAGUUGGUGUGCGUGCUGCGUCGGGUGGAGGACGGUUCGGCCCCGGCCCCGGAAUGGAAGUGGGCGGGGCUGGACGAGGGCGUCGUGUGCGCGGCGCGGCAGCUCCGCGAGCGCGCGGAGGGGGUGGUGCUGCUGCGGACGGUGGAGGAGAGGCGCCUGGUGCGGAGGGACGCAGGUGGCAGCGCGUCCGCGCGCGUCCUCGUGCCGGGCCGCGGCGGCCGCGGCAGCGACGACAUCCGGUUCGGGUCCACACGGUGGGCUGGCACAGUUCCUGCAUGGAGGUAGCGAAUGUGUAUAUGCUCGCUCUUGGUUUACUCAUUUUUCCUUUUACUUGGUGCAGUUAUCUUUGUAGCUGUAGCACUUCGAAUUUCUGAAUUUGAAGUUUUGGCAAGUCUUUUGUUGUGUUUGCGGUGUGGUUUGUUUGAUCGGAAAUGCAGUGGUGUAAAUAUCAUGCGAAACGUGAUUGGAUUGAAGUGCUUCUUGCUUGUUAAUAUGAGAUGAUUGCGCGGUUAAAAAUCA
Molecule: messenger RNA, 1426 nt
Organism: Setaria italica (foxtail millet)
Lineage: Eukaryota; Viridiplantae; Streptophyta; Magnoliopsida; Poales; Poaceae
Product: putative clathrin assembly protein At4g40080
Exons: 1
Coding region: 182-1192 (336 amino acids)
Biological process (GO): vesicle budding from membrane; clathrin-dependent endocytosis; clathrin coat assembly
Cellular component (GO): clathrin-coated pit; clathrin-coated vesicle
Molecular function (GO): 1-phosphatidylinositol binding; clathrin heavy chain binding; SNARE binding
Source: RefSeq, a predicted model, not a curated record